CACUGAGUUUGAGACCGGACUCGUCUGUGGAGCAGGAGAUAAAAAAACCAUGACGAGGAGCUGCGGAGCUGUGGGCUCCGGCCCUUCUCUCUGAUGUAGUUAAGUUUUUUCUUUUUAAGAGGAAGAUGAGAGCCUUUGUGUUGAGGCUGAUGAGCUCAGGAGGAUUUCUAAAGGGAUCAAUCACAGGUUACACAGAAGAAAUGUCCACAACUGCAAGUCCGACCAUCCCCUCCUCACAGCUGACGUCUGACCAACUCACUGUGGUCGCUGCGUCCUUCUCUUCUCUGGUGUUCUUUGUGGUUAUUGCGGUGCUGCUGUCCAUUAUUUAUCGCAAGGAUCCCCAGUGCUGCAAACUCCGCUCCUAUCAGCGGCCUCAUGAUAUGGACGCUCCUCCUCAGUACUACAGCAGCAGACAGACUCUGGUGGGAUCUUCUUGUCUGGAGCAUCAGAUCAUGGACGACCACAACACUCAGAUCAUGGACGACCACAACACUCAGCAGACAGGUCAGCUGUUCUUCGUCGGCCUGCCCUCCAGCUACAGCCUGCCGACGCUGGACGCCCCCCUGCCGCGGCUCCCCUCCUACGAGAGUGUUCGAAAGAAGGACCGCCAGAGGCAGAUCCACAUGAUGAUCGCAGACCGCUUCGGCCUCAAUGGACCCAUUGUGACUGAGCCUCCUCCGACAUACGAAGAGAGUAUCCGCCAGUCUAUGGAGCUGCCGUACAACAUCCUCUCACCUGCUGUGGACAUCUCUCCACCUCUGACUCUAGUCUACACCAACCCAGGCGCUGACAUUCAGAGCAGCGCACCUCAUCCAGUCAACUCGGACGCCGGCACCACCGUUCUACAUGUCUGAUCCUCAACGACUUCUCAAGCUGCCCAAUGAAUGUGAAAAGAACUUUGUAGCUUUACAGGCUGACCAUGACUGGAUCCUUCACAGGUUCACUGGAGCUGAGUCAGAUUCCUCAAGACUGAGGGGGAACCAAAGAGGAGCUGCACAGCCUGCAGGAGAGGACACAUUUGGCUGGAGCACACGAAUGUUUAAAACACAGUAAAGGGAGAAACUGGAUAUGAACAUUUUCUGAGGUGGCUGGCUCAUCCGGAUGAGGAUUUGUGGAUGACAGGGACUAAAAUACACCAAAAAGGGACCCACUGUGUACUUUUCUGAAUAUAAUCUGCCAGUAAAUUAGUUGUUUGCUGUUGCUUUACUCAUUUUACUGCCGUCCCUCAGAGCUUAUCGUCUGGUUUGUGAGGUUAUCAGAGGCCUGUUUUGAUGACAGAGGCUGGGCCAUACUGCUCAGGCAUAUAUGGUUCAGAGAGUGCCUUUCAUGAAGUUAUAAUAAGACAUUGAUUAUUUGUUAUCAUUACCUCAGUUUUACUUUUCUUUGCUGAAUCAGAUUGGACUCUAUGAUUUCUGCCUUUGUUAUUUUCUGCGACUUACAAUGUAAACAUGAUGCAAAAUGUUCGUCCUGCGUGUUGUCCUGUACUGUAUUUAUUAAAAAAACAAGUGACUCAUUA
This is a messenger RNA of Limanda limanda (common dab), 1516 nucleotides long. RefSeq lists its product as uncharacterized. The transcript is spliced from 5 exons. Bases 126 to 854 code for a protein of 242 amino acids. The record is from RefSeq and is a predicted model, not a curated record. Lineage: Eukaryota; Metazoa; Chordata; Actinopteri; Pleuronectiformes; Pleuronectidae.